GCUGGCGUCCCGGGAGGCGGCGGGCGGCGACAGCCCGGGCGCGGACGCCCUCGGCGCGGGCUGGGGCAUCACCAAGGGCCUCGACCCCGAAAUGGCGCUGCUGGCCGAGCACCUGCUCAAGCCGCUGCCCGCAGACCGGCAGAUCGAGACCGGGCCCUUCCUGGAGGCGGUGGCUCACCUGCCGCCCUUCUUUGAUUGCCUCGGGUCCCCGGUAUUCACACCCAUCAAGGCGGACAUAAGCGGUAACAUCACCAAAAUCAAAGCCGUAUAUGACACCGACCCAGCCAAGUUCAAGACCCUGCAGAACAUCCUGGAGGUGGAGAAGGGGAUGUAUGGGGCGGAGUGGCCCAAAGUGGGGGCCACUCUGGCACUGCUGUGGCUGAAAAGGGGCCUGCGCUUCAUCCAGGUGUUCCUGCAGAGCAUCUGCGAUGGGGAACGGGACGAGAACCACCCCAACCUCAUCCGAGUCAACGCCAACAAGGCCUAUGAGAUGGCCCUGAAGAAGUACCAUGGCUGGCUGGUGCAGAAGAUCUUCAAGGCCGCCCUGUAUGCAGCACCUUACAAGUCCGACUUCCUCAAGGCACUCUCCAAGGGGCAGAACGUGACGGAGGAGGAGUGCCUGGAGAAGAUCCGCCUCUUCCUGGUCAACUACACGGCCACCAUCGACGCCAUCUACGACAUGUACACCAAGAUGAAUGCGGAGCUUGACUACACAGUGUAGGCGGCCGGACACACAGCCCCAUGCGGGCACCAGCAACCCCAUCACUGUGAAUCAAGCUGGAAUCCCCCAGCUCAGCCAGCCCAGCCCGGCCAGCCAGGGUCUGCAGGGGGCAGCCUUAGCUUGUUAGAGGUCUUUUGUUUUCUUGGUUUUUUUGUUGUCUUGGCCUAUUCUAAUGGAGCAAUAAACACCUUCCAUUCA
Messenger RNA from Mus caroli (Ryukyu mouse), 919 nucleotides. It is a transcript of the gene Gltp, whose product is annotated as glycolipid transfer protein. The record is from RefSeq and is a predicted model, not a curated record. Gene Ontology annotation, molecular function: ceramide 1-phosphate transfer activity; ceramide 1-phosphate binding. Gene Ontology annotation, biological process: ceramide transport; intermembrane lipid transfer. Lineage: Eukaryota; Metazoa; Chordata; Mammalia; Rodentia; Muridae. Gene Ontology annotation, cellular component: cytoplasm; cytosol; membrane.